Chenopodium quinoa (quinoa) is the source of this 3111-nucleotide messenger RNA. RefSeq names its product cleavage and polyadenylation specificity factor subunit 3-II-like. The coding region runs from base 472 to 2055 and encodes 527 amino acids. The record is from RefSeq and is a predicted model, not a curated record. The transcript has 14 exons. Gene Ontology annotation, cellular component: nucleus. Lineage: Eukaryota; Viridiplantae; Streptophyta; Magnoliopsida; Caryophyllales; Amaranthaceae. Gene Ontology annotation, biological process: snRNA processing.
GCGGUCCGGUCUGGAUUUUGGACCGAUCUUUUCGGUCCAGUCUGGGUUCGGUUCUAGCUUAAUUGGUCCGAUUUUCGGUUCUUAAAAUUCUAAUUUUUGGUCUUUGAUCCGGUCCGGUCUUGGACCGAUAUUCAUGAGUAUUUAUCUAGCUAGUUUACAAUAUUUUUAAAUCACAGCUAGUCAGCUACACUUUUUAAAUAGACAAAUGACAAAACUACCCCUAUAUAAAAGAAAAAAAUGACAAAAAUACCCUUGACUUAGAUGCCUCUCUUUUUCAAUACCCCUCUUUGGAGUUUUUCACGUUUGUGCUUAGUUCCCGCUGCACCACCUCUCCCUCUCAUGCUCUCCCAGUCUCCCUCCUCCAUUGAAGCGUACUCUAAUUCCUCCAUUGAAGCGUCUUGUGAGCUGUCUUUUCUCCAUUAAAGCACUUCCUUAGUGCUGCUGCUUCAUUAUCGACUACUGCGAAAAGCUAUGGCAAUCGAUUGUCUUAUACUUGGUGCUGGGCAAGAAGUUGGGAAAAGCUGUGUUAUAGUCAAUAUCAAUGGCAAAAAAAUCAUGUUUGAUUGUGGAAUGCAUAUGGGUUAUCGCGACCUUCAACGUUACCCUGAUUUCUCUCUUCUCUCCAAGUCGGGUCAUUUUGAUGAUAUUCUCUCCUGCGUAAUUAUUACUCAUGCUCAUUCGGAUCAUAUUGGAGCACUUCCUUACUUCACUGAAGUUUGUGGGUUUUCAGGACCUAUUUAUAUGACGCAUCCGACAAAAGCAUUGGCUCCUCAAAUGUUGGAGGAGAGUUGUAAACGUAUGGUUGAUCAAGAGGCUGAUGUAGGGCAAUUUACUCCAGAACAUGUCAAGUCCUGUAUGGAGAAAGUUAUAGCAGUCGACUUGAAGCAAACUAUCUGGGUUGAUGAAGAUCUUGAAAUUCGUGCCUACUAUGCUGGUCAUGUUAUUGGUGCUGCAAUGUUUUAUGCAAGGGUGGGAGAUAAAGCGAUUGUCUACACAGGGGACUAUAAUAUGACGCCUGAUAGACUUCUUGGUGCUGCUCAAAUUGAUCGUUUGCAGUUGGAUCUUGUCAUAACCGAGUCAACUUAUGCUACAACAAUACGUGGUUCUAAAUUUGCUCAUGAAAGAGAAUUUCUCAAAGCUGUACAUAAAUGUGUUGAUAAAGGGGGAAAAGUUCUUAUCCCAACAUUUGCUGUUGGGAGGACUCAGGAACUCUGUAUAUUGUUGGAAGAUUACUGGGAGCGGAUGAAUUUGAAGGUUCCUGUAUACCUUUCUGGAGGUUUGACAAUCCAAGCCAACACAUAUUCCAAGAUGCUUACUAGCUGGACUAGUCAAAAGAUGAAAGAGGCAUGCACUGCACGCAAUGUAUUUGAUUUCAAACAUGUAUUCAGUUUUAAUCGUUCUCUGAUACAUGCUCCUGGUCCUUGUGUUCUCUUUGCAACGCCCGGGAUGUUAAAUAGUGGAUUUUCACUUGAUGUUUUCAAGGAGUGGGCAACUUCAGAAAAUAACCUUGUUACUUUGCCCGGGAAGUGUGUAUCAGGAACUAUAGGGCAUAAAGUCUUGAUGUCUAAAAUACCUACAAAAAUUUAUUUGGACUCCAAUACUCAGAUUGACGUGCGGUGUGAGAUUCAUCAAUUGGCAAAUAGUGCUCACACGGACAGUAAAGGAAUAAUGGAUCUUAUGAAGUUUCUGUCACCAAAGCAUGUGAUCCUUGUUCAUGGGGAAAAGCCUAAAAUGGCAAAGCUAAGUGAAAGAAUACAAGCUGAACUCGGAAUUCCUUGUUAUUAUCCCGCAAAUAAUGAUACAGUGAGCAUUCCAUCAACUCACUAUGUCAAAGCUGAUGCCUCUGCUUCAUUUAUCAACAGUACUUUAUGUCCAAACUUCAGUUUCAAAAACAGUGCUUCGGAAGGUGAAUCUGAGUUAGGUGGUGAAGAUAAAACUACAUCAAAGCUGGAGAUAUGUGAUGCAAGAGUUUCUGAAGGACUUCUAAUUAUCGAAAAUAAUCAGAAAGCAAAUGUUGUUCACCAAGAUGAUUGGUCUGGGAGCGCAGAAACAUGAUCUACUGUUGAUUUGCAGAUUUGGGACUGAAUUUACAUUCAGAAUAUCAGUCGAGAUUCUUUGAACAAACUCUGCUUGCUUGUUCUGUCCAUUCCUCUCGUGUUUUGGGGCCAUGAUUUGCAAGUUAAAUGUGGAGCAUCUUAUCUGUAGUAUUCACAUUAAUACCAGAGUUCCAAAGAGAAAUGCCUCUAUGUCUUUGUUCCAGAAGUCGAAUCAUUAUUGUUUUUCUUGGCCCCGACCUAUCUGUCUACUGAGUUUGAAUUUGAAAGAUCACCUAAAGAUUGGAAGAAGCUUUGGCCAUGGUUUUUAAUUUAACUCUCAAAUCAUAACUUGCAGCGGGUUAAAGAAGCUGGGGUGGGUGAGCAGCCUGAGCAUUUUACAAACAGAGAGAAUUUUCCAAAGUGUAAUUCGAUUCUACUAUGAGAAUAUCUGUUGAUCUGUUCCUAUAAUAUUAGUAACUUUUAUCAGCAGAGGGCUGAUGUGUUGCUGUUUUAUAAACAUGUUUUUACAGCAAGACAGUGGCACUCUUGCAGGAUAUCAUGCUCAACUUGUAGACCAAUUGUUUUAGUUAGAGGCUUAGAGCUGGUAGCUGAGUUAACAUGACUUGACUUGACAGUGUGUAUUGAUUUAGGCAUACAGAAUGUAAUAAAUCAGAGUUGAGAAUUUGAGAUUUUUCGACAUAACUAAUCCAAUCUAUAUAUUGGCCGAGUUUGUAUUGUUCAAAUGUGAUGAUAUGCCUGGCUUGUUUGAUUUGAAAUUUAGUGACAUGAAUGUUUUUACACAAAAAGAAGAAAAAAAAAAAAGAGAGAGAAAGUUCAAAUUUAGCAACAUUGAGGAUAUAGCCGUUGGUGGAGUUUGAUUUUGAGUUUUAGGCAUGCUGCAUGGAUUUGGCGGACAAUUGUAGUGAAGGGGCCUCACUUGAAUUAUUAUUGGAAGUCUUCACAUCUUAUUUAUCUCUUCAAAAAUAAUUUUGGGAUGGGGAAGAAGUAGCAUUGGUGGGGAGGUCCCCAUUUUCUUUUUUUAUCAAAUGAGGAGCUUUUCAUCCAAUGGAUGUGA